Messenger RNA from Scylla paramamosain (green mud crab), 1603 nucleotides. RefSeq lists its product as uncharacterized. Gene Ontology annotation, molecular function: ligand-gated monoatomic ion channel activity. NCBI's taxonomy places the organism in Eukaryota, Metazoa, Arthropoda, Malacostraca, Decapoda, Portunidae. The record is from RefSeq and is a predicted model, not a curated record. The transcript has 9 exons. Gene Ontology annotation, cellular component: membrane. The coding region runs from base 1 to 1236 and encodes 411 amino acids.
AUGGAUUAUGUCUCAUCGAUUGUCUUCAAGUCUUACAAGAUAACACUGCGCCGAGCAAGAGGACAGAAGGGUCACGGCGGCGGGAUGUUGUUAAGGAGCGUGGUGUUCAUUUCAUUCCUCAUAGCACAAGGAAUGCGUGAGUGUGAUGGAGGACCCGCCAGGUGCCACACUUCAUUUCUGAGUGGGGAGUUGGUGCGGGCCACAGUUCAGGUGGCCUCCACGACGCCCCUGAAGGGAUUCUAUGUCGUGUUCCAGAGUGCGCCAGAUGAGUGCCUGCUGAGUGCCCUGGAGGCCAGUGGGCUGGGUGCCAGGUUGCUGUCGAGUGCAGGGAGUUGGAAGAGUACCCUUGAGAGUGUUCCCUAUGGCACGGCUUCUCAGCACCUGCUUAUUGGGAACCUCACCUGGAUUGCCGACAUGGUAUCACAGGCGAGUCUCAUGAUGGCGGCCCACACACUCCACACAGAGAUGACCUCAUGGGUGUGGGUGGUGACGCUGCCUACCAACACCAUACAACCAGACAGUAGUGGGGCACCCGAGCCUCCCUCCAGUCUUACCUUCGGGAACGCGAUUCAGGUGGUGAACACCCAUGCUAAUGGCAUGCUGAAGGGCGUCCUACUGAUGCAGGAGCAAAAGCACACAUUCUUACUGCCUUCAUCAUCGUUCCCUUGGAGAACCUUCCUCAGUAACUCUCCGAAACCUGCUAAGGAAGUCCCGAGCAGGGGACGCGUGCAUGUGGGCGGGAUGAUGCCGCGGCCUGACUGGUUCUGGGAGUUGACUCUAGUGGGAUCCUACGCCACUCAUAACCUCAGCCUCUUCAAGCCUCUCUGGCCCCAGACAUCCUACGACUUCCACGGAGGCAACAUUUACAUCGCAUUCUCACAGAAAGCCGGGACCAUUGAGAACCAAGUCAACACCGACGUGAUGGACGCGCGAGGCUACCUGGCUGACAUACUGAAGAUCGUGAUGGAAGCGCUCAACGGGACGGGCGUCCUGCGGCUGACCCAAGGCGCCGGCGACAAGGACAGCAAGGGGACCUGGAACGGAGUCAUAGGAGUCGUUGUGAGAGGCGAGGCGGACAUCGGCGCGGUGGACUUCAUGCCGAACCACCAGAGAAAGGAGGUGGUGGACUUCAGCGUGGCCAUCGGUCAGGAUCCGGUCAUCAUCUUCUCCAGCGCCCCCUACAUCAUCAUCAAGCCAAUGCUCCUCCUGCAGAUAUUUUCCCCUGAGGUGAGUUGACCUCUCCAAGACAACCGUGACGUGCUGGUGAUGUAUUCUGACAAUAUUAUCAUUCUUCCACCUCAGUUCAGUGUGACCUUAGCGUGCUGAGUUAAAAGUGGUGAUUCAGAUGCCAAGACUUUUAUUUAUCAGUCUCGCGGGCGUGGCUCUAACAGGUGUGGGCGUGCCUCGCGGGGACAGUGAUUGUAGGCGGGGCGGUGCUGAGCUGGUUGAGGUGGGUGGAGUCCGGCCUCAUACCCACCACCUCUGACAAGAGUCGCCUUCCGUUCAACGUGAUCUUGGUCUUCAAAAUGCAGGUCUUUCAAAGUAAAUUAUUUGUGAUUUAGCUUUCCUUUCUCCAGAAUGAAACACUGGAGCUUAAGUCACU